AUAACGGAUAUCGUUUAUGUAAAUUAGUGACGUCAUAUCUAAUUUCCUGCCGAUGCGGCGUGCAAUCGAUAGUUUUCAGAAUCACAAAAUAACGCCGACUUUCACGGGAAGCUGAAUUUGUUGACACAUCCAAUUUUUUUGCUGUGAAGUUUUUUGGCUGAACCCAGUUUUUUCCUAAGACAUCAUUACAGUUUUUCACAGAAUUGUGAGGCCAGUUUUUUCCAACCGUUUCUGCAUUUUUUAUCUACAAGUUUGAAGCUCCAAAAAGGGACAUAAAUCACCAUGUCGUACGACGAUAAUCCAAACAAGACCAACUUGAUCAUCAAUUACCUUCCCCAAGUCUACACAGACGAUGAAAUGUACACGCUGUUUGCAACGAUCGGGAACGUGGUAAACUGCCGCAUCAUUCGAGACAAGAACACCGGCUACAGCUACGGAUUUGGGUUUGUCGAAUACUCGUCCCCGGAAGAAGCCCAGAAUGCUAUCAUGUCCUUGAAUGGGUGCGAGAUCCAAAAUAAGCGGAUCAAGGUUGCUUUGGCACGUCCACCUGGGGAGAACACAAAGGGAGCUAACCUGUAUGUCCGUAACGUUCCCCAACAUUACUCUGAGGAUGAUUUGAGGGACAUUUUCGCACAGUAUGGCACUAUUGUCCAAGUCCGAAUCCUAAUUGAUCAUAACACCAAUAUGUCCAAGGGGGUAGGUUUUGUCCUGUUUGAGUCCAGGAGCAUGGCGGAAAAUGCCAUGGCAUGGAACAACAAGGUGCCCCCUAAUGGCACCCUGCCAUUGUCAAUCAAGUUUGCAGAUGAGAAUUCAAAGAAGGUUCGACCUCCUCCCGGGGAAAUGGGUGGCUAUGGUUACGGGAUGCAGUCACGCGGUGGCUUCUCUGGUGGUCCGAUGAGAGGGCCAGCUGGGGGGAGCAGGAUGAGGUAUAAUCCCAUGGGCACUGGGGCUGGAAUGGGGAAUGGGUAUGGGUCCUACUCUGGAGGCUACCAAGGGGGCUAUGUCAGUCCUGCUGGGGCAGCCCCAAAAAGGGGCAUGGGUGUACGGAUGGGAACUCCAGGGAGGGGUGCGGCAAGAAACUCUGGGAGUCCAUAUGGGGCUGGGGCCACUCAGUUUGGGGCGGGGGAUGCGUCGGACACAGAUGGGACCAUCUUGUUUGUGUACAAUAUCGGGGUAGAUGCCACAGAAGGUGAUCUCUGGAACCUGUUCACGCCCUAUGGUAUGGUAAAAAAGGUCAACAUCAUUUGGGAUCAUGCUAAGAAUCAGUGUAAGGGGUUUGGCUUCGUUACCAUGUCCACCCUUGACGAAGCCAAAUAUGCGAUUGAGUAUUUGAAUGGGUUCUACUACAAAACUGCACCCCUCCAGGUCUCAAUAAAGACUGAUAAGAAAUGAGCCAUUCUUGGGGAAAUAAACCCAUACAAUUAAAAAAAGUUCUCACAUUGUAGUGUUGUAGUACUUGAUUUUGGACUUUUUUGUCUUGAAACUUUAGAAAAUUACCGGCUUGAUUUCAUGUACUUAUGGGGCAGCUAAAUCAGCUGCAAUGGAUUGGUGAAAGAUUGACAAUGUAUAUGGAAUAUUGUUGUGUUUACAAUUUGUAUUGUUUUGUUUAGUGACAAAUUGUUAGACUGAUCAUUCAUUUGUUUCUUAUGAGUUUUACUUUUAGUAUUUCAUGGUAACAGUUGAUAAAACAGUGUUAUAAUAGAGCAAUAGUUUUUACACCUUAUCAGUUGGCAAGAAAUACCAUAAAAAUUUUCUUGUACAUUUUAAGCUCGUUUGUUGCAUGAAAAUUCUUAACAAAAAUAUUGAUGUAUCAUAAAUGGAAAAUCAGAUUGCUUGUGAAUUCUUUUCAGUACUUGUUUGUCAGAUCCUUGAUGUAAAUGUCUUACCGAUAAGUUUUGGUUGUGUAAAGUAAGGACUAAUUUCUCAUAUUUUUGUUUUAAAAACAGUAACAUGCACACUUCCUUUUCGCUUCUUUUCAUGAUUUUGUGGAUAAUUGUCAACAGUUGUUUUUGUAUGUGUACAUGUUUUUUUAGCUCGGCUGUUUUCGAAGAAAACCCGAGCUAUUGGCAUAGCCAGCUCGUCGUCCGCCGUCUGACGUCCGCCGUCUGACGCCCGCAGUGCGCGUCGUGCUAAAAACCUUUACAUUGGCUCUAAAAUCAAAGUGCUCCCACCUACAACUUUGAAACUUCAUAUGUAGAUGCACCUUGAUGAGUUUAUCACACCACACCCAUUUUGGGGUCACUAGGCCAAAGUUCAAGGUCACUGUGACCUCCAAAAAAAAAUUUAAAAAUCUGAAAAACUUUCAUUUGUUCAAAACUGCACCUACAGCCGAGCGUUGGCACCCGUUAUGCGGUGCUCUUGUUAAACCUUUUUGCCAUUCUGUUUGAUGUAUUUUGUCUGUAUUUUGAUUUAAAGUAAUACAAAUAAUGUUAAUUUCCUGGAAAUUACUUAUUCGAUGAGCACUAAGUCACAUUUACUUUCCAUUGUUUCUUGGAACUGGUGACAGACAUAUGACUUCUUCAUACAUGUGCAAACUGUGAAAUCUACAUGUACCAUAUAUUUGUGUAAUAUUCAAAGCAAUUUUAUGCGAGUUUUCUUUUUUGUUUGCAUUGGAUUGAACUAAAAAUGUAUAAGGCAUUUUUUAUUUUAUUUUAUUAACAAAGUGCUUGUGCUCAGGUUAAAAAAGAAAGGCAAAACUGUCGAAUAAUAAUAAUGAUUUAUUAAUUCAUAUAGUAUAAUGACUUGCCUGUAAGGUGAUUUGGUUCAAACGAAGCAGCCAAUCUAUACAUCAAGCAUCUUCAACUUUCUUCAUUAGUUGUUGCGCAUGAGUGACUGAGAUUUGUCCCAUUUUUCCCUUUUGCUACAUUUAUAGUAGUUAACAAAUUGGUUUAUUUAAGUUUUGCAAUAAUCAUUUUAAACUUCUAUUUGAGGAACAGAUGUGCAUUAUCUGUCUUGUGUCAUUGGCAUUUUUAUAUUGGUUAUUCUGGCAUUCUAUCAUCCAAGUGUUUGUUGUAAAUAAAAAAUGCAGAAACAGUA
Messenger RNA from Dreissena polymorpha, 3036 nucleotides. RefSeq names its product ELAV-like protein 3. Lineage: Eukaryota; Metazoa; Mollusca; Bivalvia; Myida; Dreissenidae. Gene Ontology annotation, molecular function: RNA binding. Gene Ontology annotation, cellular component: ribonucleoprotein complex. The transcript is spliced from 5 exons. The coding region runs from base 283 to 1392 and encodes 369 amino acids. The record is from RefSeq and is a predicted model, not a curated record.